Manihot esculenta (cassava) is the source of this 2172-nucleotide messenger RNA. RefSeq lists its product as uncharacterized. Gene Ontology annotation, biological process: DNA integration. Gene Ontology annotation, molecular function: nucleic acid binding. The coding region runs from base 1 to 2172 and encodes 723 amino acids. The record is from RefSeq and is a predicted model, not a curated record. The transcript is spliced from 3 exons. NCBI's taxonomy places the organism in Eukaryota, Viridiplantae, Streptophyta, Magnoliopsida, Malpighiales, Euphorbiaceae.
AUGAAGAAAGAAAUAGCUGACUUUGUGUCCACAUACUUAGUUUGCCAACAGAUUAAAGCAGAACAUCAACAUCCAACAGGAAAGCUACAACCGCUCUCUAUUCCGGAAUGGAAGUGGGAACACAUUACUAUGGAUUUUGUUUCAGGGUUACCUCGUACUUCGUGUGGACAUAAUGCAGUAUGGGUGAUAGUUGAUAGGUUAACCAAGUCAGCACACUUUUUGCCUGUCAGGAUGGAUUACUCUUUAGACAAGUUAGCAGAGAUCUAUGUCAGUGAGAUUGUAAGACUUCAUGGUGCUCCAGUUUCUAUUGUUUCAGAUAGAGAUCCAAGAUUCACUUCUCGUUUUUGGCCUAGUUUGCAAAAUGCGUUAGGCACUAAGUUGAAGUUUAGCACUUCCUUUCACCCUCAGACUGAUGGUCAAUCAGAAAGAACUAUCCAGACCUUGGAAGAUAUGCUGAGAGCUUGUGUGAUGGAGUUGAAAGGAAGUUGGGAUAGGUAUGUGCAAUUAAUGGAGUUUUCUUAUAAUAAUAGUUAUCAUUCGAGUAUCGGCAUGGCUCCUUACGAAGCUUUGUAUGGGAGGAGAUGCAGAACACCAUUGUGUUGGAAUGAGGUAGGGGAAAGACAAUUAGAAGGUCCAGAAUUAGUGCAACACACGCCAGAUAACAUUCAGAUGAUCAGAAAUCGAUUAAAAGCAGCACAAGACAGACAGAAGAGUUAUGCAGAUCUAAAGAGAAGGGAUAUUGAAUAUAAUGUUGGCGACAAGGUAUUCCUAAAGAUCUCUCCUUGGAAAGGGGUUGUACGUUUUGGUAAACGUGGAAAAUUGAGUCCGCAAUUCAUAGGACCAUAUGAGAUUUUAGAGAGAAUUGGACCAGUUGCUUAUCGUUUAGCACUACCUCCAGAGCUAUCUCAGAUUCAUGAUGUCUUCCAUGUAUCCAUGUUAAGGAGAUAUAAAAGUGACCCUUCCCACAUCCUCCAGAAACAGCCUAUCGAGUUGAGGGAAGACUUAACAUAUGAAGAAGAGCCAGUAGAGAUCAUUGCCAGAGAAGAGAAGGUUUUAAGGAGCAAGAUAAUACCCCUGGUUCAAGUUCGAUGGAGUAAUCAUUAUGCUAAAGAAGCUACCUGGGAAAAAGAAGAGAAUAUGCGAAUUCAAUUUCCACAUUUGUUCCCUCCACCAGUCUCUCAACCUAUAGACUCUGCUUGUUUCAACACAAUUACAGAGGAUACAACACAACUUUGGCAUCAUCGAUAUGGGCACCUAAGCUUUCAAGGCUUGAAUCUUCUUCAACAAAAAGACAUGCUAGUCCAUGAUGAUAUUUGUGGGCCAAUCACGCCAAUUUCCAACAGCAACAAGAGGUAUUUGCUCACUUUUAUUGAUGAUUUCAGCAGAAAAUUAUGGGUGUAUUUUUUGAUUGAAAAGUCAGAAGCUCUUGAUGUUUUUAAGAAAUUUAAAGCUAAGGUUGAAAAAGAAACAAAUCAGUUUCUUCAAAGCUUGCGCACUGACCAUGGUGGGGAAUUUACAUCACAAGAUUUCACUAAUUUUUGUGAUGUAAAUGGUAUAAAUAGACAAUUGACAGCUGCAUACUCGCCGCAACAAAACGGAGUCGCUGAACGGAAGAAUAGGACCAUCAUGAACAUGGUUCGCAGUAUGCUUUUAGGAAAGGAUAUUCCAAAGACCUUUUGGCCUGAAGCUGUUAAUUGGGCAGCACAUGUUUUGAACCGGAGUCCAACCUUAGCAGUGAAAGAUCAAACACCCGAGGAAGCAUGGAGUGGAGUGAAACCUUCAAUUGAGUAUUUUAGAGUUUUUGGUUGCAUUUCACAUGUUCAUGUUGCAGAUAAUAAAAGAACUAAGCUGGACAGCAAGAGUUUGCCUUGCGUUUUGUUGGGUGUAAGUGAAGAAUCAAAGGCUUACCGCCUUUAUGAUCCUACUUCAAAUAAGAUCAUUGUAAGCCGUGAUGUUGUGUUUGAAGAAGACAAAAGCUGGGAAUGGAACAAGAAAAAUGAAGAAAUUGCUGUACGUGAUUUGGAAUGGGGUGUUGAUGAAGAGGAGCUCAAUGAUGACACAGAAGCUGAUCCUAUUUUCAGCACUGCAGAAGGAAGUGAUCUGAUCCUAAUGAAGCAAAUCUUCUCUCUGAUUCAGAUCAAGCAAGAACAAGGGUCCCACCAGUCUGGAUGA